AAAACAAAAUAAAACCCGCAAAUACAUAAACUGCUAAAAUACAAGAAACCCAACUUCCGGUUCCAACUCACUCUGAAACUGCUAACUGUGAUCCCAAAACCCAAAUAGAUCCUUCGAGGUCAUAACCGGCCGGUCUGGACCGGUCCGCUGAUUCUGCAGCCGAUGAAGUGUAAAUCGGUGGCCUGCAUAUGGUCGGGCUCACCGCCGGUUCACAGAGUAACCGCCGUCGCCGCACUCCACGAACCGCCGACUCUUUACACUGGCGGAUCAGAUGGCUCCAUCAUCUGGUGGAACAUUAAUUCCUCCCUCGCAAAACCGGAAAUCAGACCAGUAGCGAUGUUGUGUGGUCAUGCCGCUCCAAUAGCUGAUCUAGGGAUUUGUUUUCCCCUCGAGCCAUCUGAAAAUUCAGUUAAAUGUGGUGCACUAAUCAGUGCAGGCAGUGAUGGUGUAUUAUGUGUUUGGAGCAGAGAAAGUGGACACUGCAGACGAAGAAGGAAACUUCCUCCUUGGACAGGAAGCCCAUUCAUGAUUAGGACAUUGCCCCUAAACAAGAGGUAUGUAUGUAUUGCCUGUACUUUUGUCAAUGUCAACCAAGAACAUCCUUCAACUGUUUUGGUGGAAGGACAUGAGUCUUUGACCGAUAUAGAGGUACAAAAUUCAAAUCCUUUGAAAUGUACAGUUGUAAUCGUAGACUCAUUUACUCUUGGAGUUGUCCAAACAGUUUUCCAUGGGAAUGUGUGUAUUGGACCUUUAAAGUCCACUGCAGUGGUAUUUACCUCAGAAGAUAUGGAGACACAGAUGGUAAUGAUCAUUGAUGUGUUUGGUAAGGUACUAUAUUUACCAAUAUUGAAGGACUCUGACCUAAAGGGGCCAAAUGUCCCUGUUAUGUCAAAUGAUUCCUCAAAUUUAGAAGUGAUGGACUGGGCGGAUGAAUCCAGAGAGAAGGAUUCUCUUAUGGCCUUUGCCAAGAGGGAUUAUGUUUUGGCCCUUGUGCAUAGAACAUAUUGCACAUUUAGGCAAACACAUAAUGGAAUUGUCUUUGGAAAGAUAUCUUUCACAGUUGAUCAGUUGUGUUUCCAAGACAAGCUAUAUGUAACGGGUGGCAUGUUCCUAAAGGAUGAUACCAGUAUCUCAAGUAAUGGUUUUGUGGAAGAGUUUGUAGCUUGGAAUAACACAGGUGCAGCUGUUAUAUACAGGAUAUCUUACUUGAAUGGUAUAUUUAACUAUGAUCUUCUAUCUGUUAUCCCUGCUGUAUUGCAUUCUUCUGAUAUGAGACUAUGCUUUUCCUUCAUACCUUUGAGUAAGUACGUAUUUCGUGUUGAGUCAAUUUGCUUUCAUGUCAAGAUACAUAAGUUCUGGAGACCUCAUGUUACCAUCUGGUCUUCACCUGUGCAACACGAUCAUACUCAUAAUUCUCCAUUAAAGUGUGAAAUGCUCGCUGAAGGUGAUUUUUUUGAUGAUUUGGUUAUGGACUUCUCUUUGUCAAAAACUGAUGGCCUAUACCAGAGUGUUCUCGGUGAAGGAGCUAUUACGAGUUAUGAGAUGACUAUGCCGGAGAAUAGUGUGCCAUCUCCAAGUGAGAGGGAUAGUAAAUAUUCAAGUUAUGUUACUCAUCAAGGAGGUGAACUAGUAUCUUCUUCCAUGGUCAUAUCUGAAAAUUAUCCAGCCCCUUACGCAAUCGUUUACGGGUUCUUUAGUGGUGACAUUGAAAUUGUUAGGUUUCGAAUGUUCUUCUCAGCUUUGGAGUCACUUACCCAAAAUCCAUCUCAGGAGGCAGAUCCAAAUGAACAGAAGCACCAUCUCUCUGGGCACAAUGGAGCAGUGCUGUGUUUAGCUUCACAUCAAAUGGUGAGAAGGUCUGGAGCAUGUAGUUCAAAUCAUGUUUUGCUGUCUGGUAGUAUGGAUUGCACAGUUCGUGUGUGGGAUCUUGAAUCUGGUAAUCUCAUUUCAGUAUUGCACCAACAUGUGGCUCCAGUACGCCAGAUAAUUCUUCCUCCGUCACAAAUUGAAUACCCAUGGAGUGAUUGCUUUUUAACUGUAGGGGAUGAUUUAUGCGUCUGCCUUGUUUCACUUCAAACUUUGAGGGUGGAGAGAUUAUUUCCUGGACAUAUGUACUUUCCAGAAAAAGUCCUGUGGGAUGGUGUAAGAGGUUACAUAGCAUGUCUGUGUCCAAAUCAUUCGGAAAAGCCUGAUCUGCAUGACAUUCUGUACAUUUGGGAUGUAAAGACAGGUGCUCGUGAGCGAGUUCUUCGUGGAGUUGCUGCACAUUCAAUGUUUGACCAUUUUCUUAAAUCCAUCAAUGAGAUCUCUUUGUCUAGCAAUUUGAUGAACCGAAAUACUUCAGUUUCCUCUUUAGUUUCGCCGGUGAUUGAGCCUACAAAUUUUUCACAAUCUCAUCCAAAAGUUCAAGGGAAGGGAAUUACUCCUCAAGCAUCCACAGCAAGUAAACUUGAACGAAAUGCUCCAGAAGCAUCAAAUAUUAGGAAUGGAGCUGGUGAAAAAUCAGGUGGGUUUGCAUCAGGAAUCUUUAAGAAGCACCCAAUUAAAAGCUCAUCUCCUUUCCCUGGAGUUUCCACUUUGUGUUUUGAUCUCUCUUCGUUGAUGUCACUAUGCUCUAUGAAUGAGUUUUUUGAGGAUGGUAGUCACAUUGAAGAAAAGAAGCAUAUGCGUAGCCCUCAACACAGGAAUGGGAAGAGUAAAUCAGCUGGGGCACCAAUUGUUACACCAGAACAUUAUGAAUGGGUUCGAACACUUGAAGGAUGCCUACUGCAGUUCAGCCUGUCGCUUCUGCACCUUUGGGAUGUUGAUAAGGAACUUGAUAACUUGCUAAUAACUGGAAUGCAUCUCAAAAAACCUGAUUCCUUUAAUAUAUCUUCUGGCAUAUUAGGGGACCGGGGUUCCAUGACACUGACAUUUCCUGGUUCUAGUUCAACUCUAGAGCUCUGGAGAUCUUCUUCUGACUACACUGCCUUGAGAUCAUUAACUAUGGUGUCCCUAGCGCAGCAUUUAAUCAGCUUAAACCAUUCUUGUUCUUCUGCGAGUGGUGCUUUAGCAGCAUUUUACACACGGAAUUUUGCAGAGAAGAUUUCAGAUAUUAAACCUCCUUCCCUUCAGGUAACACAUGUAAGCUUUUGGCAGAGCGAGUUUGAACAUGUGAAAAUGGCUGCUCGCUCUUUAUUUCAUUGUGCUGCUUCACGAGCUAUUCCCCAUGCACUGUGUUGUUCAAAACCCACUCAGUAUGUAAGUCUUGACAAAACAUCAGAGAAAGAGCAUGGAAAUGCAACUACAGUGUGUUCUAUAUCUGAUGUGGACAUGGGAUCUCAUGAGGACUUUAGUGAGGAAGAGUCAGAAAUAACAUUGUGGUUGGAAUCAUAUGAAUUUCAAGGUUGGAUUUCAUGUGUUGGAGGAACAACUCAGGAUGCAAUGACUUCUCAAAUAAUUGUUGCUGCUGCAUUGGCUGUCUGGUAUCCCAUCCUUGUCAAACCAAGACUUGCCACAGUAGUGGUUCAUCCUCUGGUAAAAUUAGUCAUGGCCAUGAAUGAAAAGUAUAGUGCUGCGGCAGCUGAGGUUUUAGCCGAAGGUAUGGAGAGUACUUGGAAGGUGUGCAUUAGUUCUGAAAUACCUCGCCUGAUAGGGGACAUAUUCUUUCAAGUAGAGUGCGUCAGUAGUUCAUCAGCUAAUGCAUCUUCACCAAACAAUGCGGCACCUCAUAGAAUUCAAGAGACUUUAGUUGGAAUUCUUCUUCCAAGUUUAGCAAUGGCUGAAAUUCCCGGAUUUCUACAUGUUAUAGAAAGCCAAAUUUGGUCCACUGCUUCUGAUUCACCCGUUCAUGUGGUGUCCCUGAUGACUUUGAUCAGGGUUGUCCGUGGUUCUCCGAGAAACUUAGCUCCAUAUCUGGACAAGGUGGUCAUUUUUAUUUUGCAGACAAUGGAUCCGAGCAAUUCAACCAUGCGGCGAAGUUGCCUCCAAAGUUCUAUGAUGGUGCUGAAAGAGGUUGUACGUGUCUUUCCUAUGGUAACCCUAAAUGAUACAUCAACCCGGUUGGCAGUUGGCGAUGCAAUUGGCGACUUAAAAAAUGCUAAUAUUCGGGUGUAUGACAUGCAAAGCAUGACCAAGAUAAAGGUCUUGGAUGCCAGUGGACCUCCUGGACUUCCAAGUUUGCUUGGCGGAGACUUAGGAACAGCAAUGACUACAGCAAUAUCCGCUUUAAGCUUCUCACCAGAUGGAGAGGGGUUGGUUGGCUUUUCGGAGAAUGGUUUGAUGAUUAGAUGGUGGUCACUGGGAUCUGUGUGGUGGGAGAAACUCAGCCGAAAUCUUGUUCCUGUACAGUGCAGCAAACUGAUAUUAGUUCCCCCAUGGGAGGGAUUCUCACCUAACUCUACUAGGUCUAGUAUAAUGGCUAGUGUAUUGCGUGAGAAUGGACACACCAAUUCACCGGGAGGCAACAAAGCUCUGGCUGAAAUGGACAGGUUGAAACUCCUGGUUCAAAAUCUUGACCUGUCUUACAGACUCGUCUGGGUUAGUGAAAGAACAGUAAAGCUUUCACAACAUUCCAACGAGCUCGGCACCUUCCAGCUGUAAACACUCCUGUAGGCCAAACAUCUUCUCAAGUCCUGCUCUAGUUUGCUAAACACAAUUUUGGCUUUCAUUCUUUUGUUGUAACAAAAUAGCACAAUCCUCUACCUACUCUACUUCAAUCAUUCAUGUGAAAUCUAUUACGUUGUAAUAUACACAUUGCUGUAAUACGAAGACAAGUUUAAUCAAGACGAAGAAGCAUUUGUUAUGGAUUAA
Salvia miltiorrhiza (redroot sage) is the source of this 4791-nucleotide messenger RNA. RefSeq lists its product as uncharacterized. The record is from RefSeq and is a predicted model, not a curated record. NCBI's taxonomy places the organism in Eukaryota, Viridiplantae, Streptophyta, Magnoliopsida, Lamiales, Lamiaceae. The coding region runs from base 163 to 4581 and encodes 1472 amino acids. Gene Ontology annotation, cellular component: cytoplasm. Gene Ontology annotation, molecular function: protein binding. The transcript has 10 exons.